Dendronephthya gigantea is the source of this 1487-nucleotide messenger RNA. Its product is annotated as RNA-binding protein 34-like. Bases 8 to 1087 code for a protein of 359 amino acids. The record is from RefSeq and is a predicted model, not a curated record. The transcript is spliced from 11 exons. Gene Ontology annotation, cellular component: cytosol. Gene Ontology annotation, molecular function: mRNA binding. NCBI's taxonomy places the organism in Eukaryota, Metazoa, Cnidaria, Anthozoa, Malacalcyonacea, Nephtheidae.
UUCCAAUAUGGCGGCCGAAAAUGCAUUUCUUGGAGGUUAUAAAGUUGGAUUGAUUUCUGCUUCUCUUUUAACCGGAGAUUAUAAAAAAGCAAAGAAAAGGAAGGGGAAUGAAGGUUUGAUAUUCGAAAGUAGCGAAGCCUUGCAGCCUACGUUUAUUCCGGUCAAGAAAGAGAAAAAGGUCAAAAAUGAAGAUGAUUUGGCAAAGCAAAGUGUUCUGGAUACAACUGCUGAAGAAACUGAUGAAAACAUUCCGACCAGAAAGACGAGUAAAUCACCGAAGAACAAGUCAUGUGAUGAUGAUCCAGAAAGACUUGCCAGAACCAUAUUUGUUGGAAAUCUUCCUUUGUCAAUCUCAAGAAAGGAUUUGAAAACAUUUUUCAAAAAGUAUGGAGAUGUCGAAAGCUCGCGAUUAAGAUCGGUGGCAGUUCCUGAUCUAAAGACUUCCAAAAAAGUGGCGGCUAUAAGAAAAACGUUUAAUCCCAAUCGAAACAACGUGAAUGGUUACGUUGUUUUUAAAGAUAAAAAAUCUGUUGAAGAAUCCUUGAGCAGUAAUGGGAAGAUUAUCGAUGGUCUUCAUAUCAGAGUUGACAGAGUUGAUAACGGUGGGAAACAGCAUGAUCACAAGAGAUCGGUGUUUGUGGGAAAUCUUAUUUUUGAUAUGAAAGAAGAAACACUCAGUGAGUUUUUCUCUCCGUGUGGCGAAGUACUAAAUGCUCGAGUUAUACGAGAUUCGACCACGGGUAUUGGGAAAGGCUUUGGCUAUGUCUUAUUCAAGGAAGCAAGUUCUGUAUCUCUGGCAUUAAAAAUGAAUAAUUCUGAACUUAGUGGGCGAAAGAUUAGAAUUCAGAGGUCGCAAGAGAACCCUAAAGGUUCUUCGACAUCAAACGAACAAAAGCGAAAGAGUUUUCACGGCAUGCAAGCGAAGGAGAGGUUUUAUCACAAAAGAAAGAUGCUGAAACAACAAACGAAAUUUGGCCUCUCGAAAGGAAAGACAAAGAAAACUUCGUUUAACUCGAAAGUCAGUAAAAAACAUAUCAAGGCUAAAAGAACUUCACAUGGAAAAAUAAGCAAAGAAAAUAAUUCAUAGCAUAAUGGUAAUAUAUUUGGGGCCAUGUGUUUGGUUUGAAUUCAAGAUUAGUUAUAAUUAGCUAUAAUUUCCUUCUCAUAAGCGUCAACAACUUUCGGCAUACCAGAUGAACUUGUUAAUCCCCACCACCCACGAACUAUGAGUAUCGUUUCAAAAAUUCCAUCGUACCAGUAUCUUUUACGUGGUGUACUUUGUUUUAUUACAAACGUUUUUAUGACUCUCGAUCAUCAAUAUAGAACUGUCUACACAAUUCUAACAGUAAGAACUUCUGUAGAUAGAAUUAUGUAAAAAGUAUUGCACAACAUUCGCGAUUUGUUGGACAAAUGAAAUUUUUGUACGGUGUGCAUGAUAUCGUAUGAUAUUGUUCACGGGGACAUCGCUAACUUUUAUUGUAUUAAAG